AUGACCAGCCUGAGGGUGGAGUUGAGUGGAGUUGGUUGGAACAUGGACAGGGGACCUUGGAGAGGUGUGGAGAUGUGUCAGGAGGGUCAGAGGAGCAUGGGAAUGCAUCAGAAGAGAGCAGAGAAGCACAGGAACAUGUCAGAAGAGGGCAGAUGCAUAUAUGACUACCUGAAGGAGCAUGUGCCAUACUUCAUAGAUCUCAUUAAGAAGAAGAGUGGCGAAACUGCACUUCUCAUGUGGGAGCCUAUGAUUGCAGCUUAUGCAGCUCCCCAUCCAGACAAGAAACUUGUCAAUGCACCUGUCAAUGUGAAGAGUUCAAAAGACAGGCUUGGAUUCGACCACGCAGAGCUCACUUGGCUCCUCUGUGAGGAGCCUGCAGGCUUUGCUAGUAGAUGCAACUGUGUGAACAAUAUCACUGAUUGGAUGCCACAACUCAAAUGCAAGCACAGCAUGAUGUUUUCCACUGGUGAACAGAGUAGUCCAUUAACAGACUGUGAUUCACAGCAGGGUAGGAAGGCCACCACAAGUAGGCCUUCUAAGAUGACAAAGGAGGGACAUGGCAAACACUCCAAUAAGAGUAAGGAUAAGAGUAAGGUGCCAACCAAGGAAACAAUAACAAAGAGAUCAAGCUUGUGGGCUUCCAAGAAAAAGUAA
Molecule: messenger RNA, 654 nt
Organism: Pisolithus orientalis
Lineage: Eukaryota; Fungi; Basidiomycota; Agaricomycetes; Boletales; Pisolithaceae
Exons: 4
Coding region: 1-654 (217 amino acids)
Source: RefSeq, a predicted model, not a curated record